UGAAACAAACAGGUAGCCCAGCCAGAGGGCGGUGGUGCUAUUGCACACUUGGCGCUAACCCUGCGCAAACUAUAACUGCAUGCAUGUUCUCUGAUCAGUUGUUAUGGAUCAAUGUGGAGGGAGAGAUGAUUUUUUUUUUUACUUUAACACAUCUGCAGGAACCUCAAUGAUGCUCAACUGGGGGCUCUGAAGUCUGUGCGCGCUGCGACGGAUCAGUUUUGGAGUCGCCAGCAGUGCGCUUUAGCUGGACAGAGGACACACGAUCACGAGGACUAGUCGCAUCGUUUUCUUAAAGUUUGCUACCUUUUUUGCAUGUAUCUUUAUCAGUGGAUUUCUUAUUCUAAAGUUCUCUACGUUUAAAGCUGUUUACAUUGUGUGUAUUUUUUAUUUCUUUAAAAUGGGGGUAAGCUUGCGUAUCGUACAUAAAUGUUUUCGCUCUGUAAGUCCAGCCCUGCGCCCUCUCUCCUAAACUCUCAUCUUUGCAUUUAGUUAGUACAUUUUGGCUGUACACUGUAGGGGCAUCAAACGCCAGUGGGAAAUGGCCAGCGAGCGGAAACCACGGCUUUGUGUCAUGGUAAAAGCGGAGACCGGGUAUGGAUUUCACUUGCAUGGUGAGAAAGGGAAGAGCGGGCAAUUCAUUCGCAAAGUGGAGCCUGGCUCCCCUGCAGAAGCGACAGGACUGCGCGCCGGGGACCGAGUGGUUGCAGUGAAUGGGGUUAACGUGGAAAAAGAGACACACCACCAGGUGGUUCAGCGGAUCAAAGCUGUGGACAAUGAGACCAGGUUGCUGGUGGUGGACCAUGAGACCUAUGAAAGUUUGCGCAGCCUCCGCCUCACAGCCACAGAGGACAUGGCUGUCCUCAGGGCCGGGAUUCCUUCCUCCUCCUCUCCCCCAGCCUCCCCUUCACCUCCCCCAUCUUCGGUCCCAUCCUCCCCCAGCAAGAAGCGGGAGAACGGCUCGGUGUCCAAGCAGCCGGUCACACCAACCAGCCAGGUGCAGAAGCCCACCAGGAGGUCACCAUCGAAGGCUGUGAAGAAGGAGGCUGUUGUUCAGGCUGUAGCCCACAUCCAGCCCCAAUCCCAGUCACAGCCCCAAGUUGACCCGCCUGAGCUUGUUCCACGUCUGUGCCACCUUCUGCGAUCCGACACGGGCUACGGCUUCAACCUCCACAGUGAUCGGUCCAGGCCCGGACAGUACAUCCGCUCGUUGGACCCAGGAUCACCUGCAGACCACGCCGGUCUGCGGCCACAAGACAGGCUCAUUGAGGUAAAUGGUGUGAACGUCGAGGGCAUGCGGCAUGCCGAGGUGGUGGCCUUCAUAAAGAAAGGGGGAGAUGAGACUUGGCUGUUGGUGGUGGACCCAGACACAGACGAACACUUCAAGACGAUGGGAGUUGUCCCCACAGUCAGCCAUCUCAGAGACUAUGAUGGUCCAUCCAUUUCCAACGGCUCCCACAAUCCUCAGAUCAACGGCAGCUCCACCACACAGUCCAUCAGGUCCACGCACUCUGACCUCAGUAGCCGGGGCAACAGCACACAGCUGGCGGACGAUGAGGGCGGCCGGCUGAUGGACCCGUUCGCUGAGAUGGGCCUGAGCGCCACGGCAGCAGAAGAAAAGAUGAAGGUCCAUGCCAAAGAAAAGAAGAGGGCGCCACAAAUGGACUGGAUGAAAAAGUAUGAGCUGUUCAGCAACUUCUGAGAUAUGCGCCUUCAAAGACACUACAAUCAACCAAAGGACAGAGAUAUGAGCUCUGUGUGGGAAGAGAAAGAAUCAAGAUUCAUCAUACAACAUAAGAUAUUUUCUUCCUGGAGUUAAAUGUGACAAAAGAAAAGAAAUGUGCUAUGGAUUUCACUUUUUAAGCCACUUCAGAGACCCUUUACGAGCUUCUUUUCCCUGUUCAAAGUAAUACAUGAAGAAAGUGCUGACUGCAAAAAACUGUGUAUACUUAAAAUCAUACUGUUCAGAGAGAAAUAGCAUCUUUAAACAUUUCGUACAUGUUCUUCUGUCAGGUGGGAGUGUUGCAAACAAGUUUUUACAAAUUUACCUGUCACUUACAUCCUCCCAUUCUCCCCACUCCUAGGGACUUGUUUCAGACAAAUGAAGGACAGACCGUUAUUUUUAUAUUUAAAAAAAAAUUAUAUAAACAACUAUAAAAAGAAAACAGUAUCUCAUUAUCAUGGACUGCAUUUGAAAGAGCCAUAUGGACAUUGUAACAAAAAUGAUUAUGGACAUAGUGGGAGUUUUGGGCUCAGGGGAAGCCCAAAGUUAGCAGAAGAUCACUGUGAAAGAGCUGAAACUCCACCUCCAGCCUAUGCAGAUGUUUCAUAACUGACAAAGAAAAGGAUGGCUGUGUAUACUGGUUGAGUGUAACAUCUCAUACUUGUAUAUUUACAUACAGUUUAUUAACUGAUUAUCAAAUCAGCCCAAAACAUAAUUCCUGUUACUUGUCAUUUAGCACUCAUUUUAAUAAUGUAUCACCACUAACCUCUUUUCCCAAAGUGCUCCAGUGCACAUGAGCAUAACAAAGGGAAGCACCAGUAACUUAAAUGGACAACAAUGGAAACUGGAAUGUAGAAGAAAGGAAAGUUUUCUCAGGUU
Molecule: messenger RNA, 2599 nt
Organism: Etheostoma cragini (Arkansas darter)
Lineage: Eukaryota; Metazoa; Chordata; Actinopteri; Perciformes; Percidae
Product: Na(+)/H(+) exchange regulatory cofactor NHE-RF2
Exons: 6
Coding region: 539-1699 (386 amino acids)
Biological process (GO): protein localization to plasma membrane
Cellular component (GO): apical plasma membrane
Molecular function (GO): protein-membrane adaptor activity; signaling receptor binding
Source: RefSeq, a predicted model, not a curated record